ACGAUGCUUUUCCCGGCAUGUGCAGCGGAAAGCAUGUGUAGCUGGAACAAUACGUCUGGCGUGUAGCGACGCUGUUGCGACGGCAGAACAAAAGUACACCUCGGGCCUGGUGCUGUUCUGCGGCGGUGUGCUCUUCGGCUUGGUACUUUUGGAGCUUUUACCCGACGCCAUCCGUCGUCUGAGCAAGCUCGACAUUGAUUUUCCUAUGGGCGAGGCCCUCCUCUGCCUAGGCUUCAUAUUCUUGUUCUUGAUUCAAGAAAGUCUGCGAGCACUCUACAUGUGGCGCCAGCGACGUUUCACUGACGGGUCUCCCGCUGAAAUCACGCCCUUCAAUGUCGGGGGAUCGGCAAGCAACGGGCCCGGAUACGGCUCCGUCGCCGCCAGCACGCCUGGUGGCGACAGCCGCGUUCUACCUACUCCCGUAGCCUUUACCUACCCUGUGUUCUACGCAGAAGCCCUGGUAUUGCUGUCCUUAGCCAUCCAUCUGGUGCUGGAUGGAGUCGCUAUCGCCAUUCAGACGACCCCACACCAAACAUGGAUGGCUUUCAGUCAGGUUGCCAUCGUCAGCUACCUCUCCUCCUUCGUCAUCGGCACGUUACUUUACACGUCUGACCUUCACGACACCCUCAGUGUGAUAGCUGGCAUCAUUUUCUCGCUUCUGGUAACGUGUGGUGCACUAGUUGGCUUGGCGACCCGAUGGGUACCGGGUAACUUGGCUCACGGCGUCUUGGACGGUCUCAUAUCUGGUGGACUGUUGUACGUUAUUUUUUUCCGAGUGCUUCAAAGAAGUCGUCAUCUGUUUGUGCCUGGUUUAGCACAGUUCGCUUUGACAGGUGCAGGAACCAUCACUGUUGGCGUCGUCAAACUUGUGGUGCCGGUUGUGUUCUGAGGAGGAACGUGAUAUGACUUUCGUUGAAACUUUCGUUGUUUGACGGAUACAUGCGUUGAUACAAGGUGCAACACUGGUUUUGUGAACGGAACUGGUGGUCGUGUGGAACCAUUGCUGUGCCGAACCGUUCGUACUGCUAGUCGUGCCUCACUGAACGUGAUAGCGAACUGUGAUGCGUGACGAUCGUGGGAUCCUUGGAGAACUGUUGCUUUGUUUUAACCCAAGCUUCGUGAGGCAUUUGUGUGAUUUUUAUUAAACAUAUGCAAUUCUGUGGUUCUGGA
Molecule: messenger RNA, 1170 nt
Organism: Ornithodoros turicata
Lineage: Eukaryota; Metazoa; Arthropoda; Arachnida; Ixodida; Argasidae
Exons: 5
Coding region: 206-889 (227 amino acids)
Source: RefSeq, a predicted model, not a curated record